Molecule: messenger RNA, 2218 nt
Organism: Xiphophorus maculatus (southern platyfish)
Lineage: Eukaryota; Metazoa; Chordata; Actinopteri; Cyprinodontiformes; Poeciliidae
Gene: dnaja2a
Product: DnaJ heat shock protein family (Hsp40) member A2
Exons: 9
Coding region: 64-1305 (413 amino acids)
Biological process (GO): protein refolding; response to heat
Cellular component (GO): cytosol; cytoplasm
Molecular function (GO): ATP binding; Hsp70 protein binding
Source: RefSeq, a predicted model, not a curated record
UUCCACCGGCUCCUUCUCUUUGUCCAUCCUCCUCCUUGUAGAAGCAACAUCCCCAGCAACACCAUGGCCAAUGUUGCCGACACAAGACUCUACGACAUUCUUGGAGUGUCUCCGUCCGCAACUGAAAAUGAGCUCAAGAAGGCAUACCGGAAACUGGCAAAAGAGUAUCACCCUGACAAGAACCCAAACGCUGGUGACAAGUUUAAAGAAAUCAGCUUUGCCUACGAUGUGCUCACUAACCCUGAGAAGAAGGAGCUGUACGACCGGUAUGGAGAGCAGGGGUUGCGGGAAGGAGGCGGGGGCGGCCCCGGGAUGGACGACAUCUUCUCCCACAUCUUCGGCGGCGGACUCUUCGGCUUCAUGGGCGGACAGGCGGGGCGCUCCAGAAACGGCGGUCGCAGGAGAGGCGAGGACAUGGUCCAUCCGCUCAAGGUCUCACUGGAUGACCUUUAUAAUGGGAAAACAACAAAACUACAACUCAGCAAGAAUGUACUGUGUAGUUCCUGUAAUGGACAAGGAGGCAAGACGGGCGCCGUACAGAAAUGCACGGCCUGCAGGGGGCGGGGCAUGCGCAUCAUGAUCAGACAGCUGGCUCCAGGCAUGGUCCAACAGAUGCAGUCUGUGUGUACCGAUUGCAACGGAGAAGGUGAAGUCAUCAACGAGAAAGACCGCUGUAAAAAAUGUGAAGGCAAAAAAGUGGUGAAGGAGGUGAAAAUCCUGGAGGUCCACGUAGACAAAGGCAUGAGACACGGGCAGAAGAUCACCUUUGGAGGAGAAGCCGACCAGGCGCCGGGGGUGGAGCCUGGAGACAUAGUUCUGGUUCUGCAGGAAAAGGACCACGAGACGUUUAGACGAGAAGGAAACGACCUCUCUAUGACCCAUAAGAUCGGCCUGGUGGAGGCGCUGUGCGGCUUCCAGUUCAUGCUGAAGCAUUUAGACGGGAGGCAGAUUGUCAUCAAGUAUCCUGCAGGAAAAGUCAUUGAACCAGGCUCGGUCAGAGUGGUGCGGGGAGAGGGCAUGCCACAGUACAGAAACCCGUUUGAGAAAGGAGAUUUGUUCAUCAAGUUUGAUGUCCAGUUUCCUGAAAACAACUGGAUCAGCCCAGAGAAGCUGGUGGAGCUGGAGGACAUGCUGCCGUCGCGGUCGGAGCCCCCCAUCAUCGCCGGAGAAACGGAGGAGGUGGACCUGCAGGACUACGACGCCAGCCAGGGCUCGUCGUCCGGCGGCCGCAGGGAGGCGUACAACGACAGCUCCGACGACGAGAGCGGCCACCACGGGCAGGGCGUGCAAUGUGCCCACCAGUAAUCUCCAUCCGGCUUCUCAGACAUACACACAUACAUAUAUAUAUAUAUAUAUAUAAAGUCUUUCUAUAUGUAUAUAUACAUAAAAUCCCAAACAUCCUCGUUCUGCAAGUUGCAGAGUGAACAAGGAGCCAAGAAACGUCCAGGUAGUUUCCACAGACACAGAUCCAGAACAUGGCUGCACCUUGUAACUGUUCCCUAACGUCACUCACCUCAAAAUCAUCCGAUCUUUUGUCUGAGGAACUCUGAAUAGUACACCGCACCUAGAUAUGAACGAAGAUUUGUGGAAAUAAGUUUGACGCCCCGCCCACUUCCCCUUCCUGUCCUCUUCCUCCUCUGUUCCAGUCAGAUCCUCUCAUCUGAUGGGAGGAUCCAAGGAGAAGAAGAAACAAAACGCUUCUUGGUUGCAGAGUGUGUGACUUGCAUAUAUAUAUAUAUAUUUUCUUUUGUUUCAUAGUAUUUACAUUAAUUUAAGAACUAACCAAUGUGCACACAGACAAAAAGCAGCUGAGCAGUGUGACAUAAAGAUAAUUUCUCGUUGAUUCACGGACUCAUCCACUCGGCGACAUUAGUAGGAAUUUGUUUCUGAUUUUUACCUUUUUAUUUUCGUUUGUAGGAUUUUUAUGUUUUCUUUCUUUUUACACUUUAAUUCACUGAGAAAUUUGGUUGUGUAUAUCAUUACGGUGGUUGUUGAUGAGCUUCAUCAACAGCUGCAGUUUGAGCUGUAAUUUUUAAGAAAAAUAAAAAAUAAAAAUCAUCAGUGAAACGGGGAAGAAUAGAACAAGCUAUCGUCUGUUUCUGUGCCGAGACCAUCUGCAUGUAAAAAGCUUUGGUUCUUGCACUUACCAAACAAAAUAAAGCAGCAGUCUUCUUAAGAAAUGUCUAUGAAGUUGUUGAAUAAACUGUUGAAAUACCAA